Messenger RNA from Nakaseomyces glabratus, 1005 nucleotides. It is a transcript of the gene MYG1, whose product is annotated as Myg1p. The record is from RefSeq and is a predicted model, not a curated record. Gene Ontology annotation, cellular component: nucleus; cytoplasm. Lineage: Eukaryota; Fungi; Ascomycota; Saccharomycetes; Saccharomycetales; Saccharomycetaceae.
AUGGAUACCAAGCGCCAGAAGUUAGAAAUGUUGCAAAUCUGUACCCAUUCCGGUCCUUUCCACGCGGACGAGUCUCUUGCCGUGUACAUGCUAAGACUGUUGCCAAAGUUUAAGGAUGCCAAGGUUGUGAGAUCGAGAAACCCUGAAGACUGGGAGGCCAGCGACAUUGUUGUUGAUGUUGGUGCCAAGUACGAUGGUGUCAAGUUCUUUGACCACCACCAAAGGGAAUUCUUUGAGACUUUCAAUGGUGAGUAUGCCACAAAGCUUUCCAGUGCUGGUUUGGUCUACAAGCACUUCGGCCGUGAGAUAAUCACUGCCAUCGUUGAGAAUAAAGGUGCCUCCAUCUCCUCUGGCGACUUGGAUAUCCUUUACGACAAGGUUUACAAGCAAUUCAUCGAGGCUUUGGACGCUAACGAUAACGGUAUCGACAAGUACGAGAACUCUAAGGAAUUGACUCCAAAGUUCAAGGAUAACGCUAUUAGCAUCCCAGGUGUCAUUUCCGGUAUGAACCCAUCUUGGAAUGCUGACACUUCUGCUGAGGCAUACGAUACCAACUUUCAAAGAGCCAGUAAGUUCAUUGGUGAGAUUUUUGUCGACCUGGUCGAAGGCUACGCUCUAUCAUGGAUUCCAGCUAAAUCUUUAGUCAUCGAGGCCGUUAACAGAAGAUCCGAGGUCGAUGACUCUGGCAAGAUUAUUGUACUAAAUCAAUUCUGUCCAUGGAAAGAACACUUAUAUGAAGUUGAAAAAGCUAAGGGUAUUGAAGGCCAAAUUGAAUUUGUGCUAUUUAAAGACAGCUCCAACACUUGGAGGGUAUCAACUGUUCCAGUAAGCUCCACCUCUUUCCAAUUCAGAAAGGGUUUACCAGAACACCUAAGAGGUCUAAGAGACCAAGAGUUGAGCGACAAGAGUGGUGUCCCAGACUGUGUUUUCAUUCACGCCGCUGGUUUCAUCGGUGGUGCCAAGACACAAGACUCAGUCUACAAGCUUGCAAAGAUGUCCUUGUAA